AUGGAUGAUAGCCACGAGUCAUCUCAGCAAGCCAACACCAUCACGAUUCCCGUGCGUAACUUCCCUAGUAGCAGCGCUGUCUACAGAUUUGGUGCCGAAUCUGAGUACGUCGGCCUGGAGACUUCCACAAGUAACACCAUCACCAUCCCCUGCCACCACAUUCGUAUUGGUGAUCUCCUGAUCCUUCAGGGCCGCCCUUGCCAGGUCAUCCGCAUCACCACCUCCUCCCAGACUGGCCAGCACCGCUACCUCGGUGUUGAUCUCUUCACCAAGCAGCUCCAUGAGGAUUCUAGCUUCAUCUCCAACCCUGCCCCCUCUGUCGUUGUCCAGAAUAUGCUUGGUCCUGUCUUCAAGCAGUACCGUGUUCUCGACAUCCGCGAGGACGGUCGCGUCGUCGUCAUGACCGAGGGUGGUGAUGUCAAGCAAGGUCUCCCUGUUCUCGACCAGGAGGGUCUCUCAUCUCGCCUUAUUGAAUCUUUCGACAGUGGCAAAGGUACUGUUCGAGCCAUCAUCGUCAGAGACAAUGACAUGGAGUUGAUCGUUGAUUAUAAAGUUGUAUCUGGAAGGUUGUAG
Messenger RNA from Bipolaris victoriae FI3, 573 nucleotides. RefSeq lists its product as hypothetical. The record is from RefSeq and is a predicted model, not a curated record. Gene Ontology annotation, biological process: positive regulation of translational elongation; positive regulation of translational termination. Bases 1 to 573 code for a protein of 190 amino acids. Lineage: Eukaryota; Fungi; Ascomycota; Dothideomycetes; Pleosporales; Pleosporaceae. The transcript has a single exon. Gene Ontology annotation, molecular function: RNA binding; translation elongation factor activity; ribosome binding.